AAAACACUUAAUGGUACUGUUCAUGACAGUACUUUUUAUUUGUGCUACAACGUGGUCGAAACAACAUAAUAUAAUUUAUUUUCAAUUUCUAAUCAGCAUUUGCGUAUUUAGAACGUUUAACACGUGGUGAAAAUAUCUGGAGGUCAAGGCCUUGAUUUUUAUUACUUUUUCAGCCUCCUCGCCAUGUGUUUCCUGAGCCUCUGUGUCCCAAGACACUGCUGUCCAUUAACAGGAAACAACAAUAAAGGCCAGAAAAUGCCAGAAAUAAUUCAUCCAAGAUAUUAAGCAAAUUUCUCUAACCUUUCGAAUUCCUCCUUGGUGAUUUUUGGGUUUCGCAUUCAAUGCCACGUCCUGUUAUCCUAUAAUUACUGUUAUCAUCAUCUGAAAUGUCUUUCACUUCUGAAGAAGAAAGAUGUUGUCUCAGUGCAGACAUAUAAAACUGUUUUCAGCCCCUCAAUUUAUAAUUAAAAUGGAAAGUACCAUCAUGCUUGAAGACUUGCAAUUAAUUAAAGACGAGUCAAAACAUGCAUUCUAAUGAUAUAGUGGGCUUGUGUUUAGCCCAUCACUAUAGUGAUCAAACAAAGAAACUGUCGGAAAACAAGUGUGUUUGCCAUUGUAAGUGAUUGUUCCCAGACAUUUGGUUUAAGACCGGAAAGGCACAAGACCUAUUUUCACUUCAAAACAGUACUGCGGUUUACCUUGAGUGAUACUUUACUAUUAAUAUUUGCAUAUGGAUUAGUAUAGGAUUUGUAUGGAAACCCAUUUUCACAUAAGAAAAAACAAACCAAACAUGCUUUGGUAAAUCAUAAUUAUAUUAUUAUUAUUAUUCAGUCUUCAUAAUUAUGACCAAAUAUGUUAUCAUUUAAGUACGACUUAUCUCAUAUCACAGUUAUGACUUGUAAGUUUGACCAUCACAUUUUCUUUCAGAAUUUUUUAUCUUGUAAUGUCAGCCUUUUAUGUCAUUAAUUAUGAUUACGAUUUUUUCAUGCGGCCGAAAUGGGCUUUCACUGUAAGAGAAGAGCGUUUGGCAAUGGUUAUAAAUAGAUUAAUAUGUUUAAACUCGUUGUAAUAUCUUAUAAGGAUAUGUUUGCAGUCUUUCAGUAAAUCAACAGGUCACACGAAAAGCGUAACAUUUCACUCAACGAGACGUGUAAAGGGAUGUUUUGUCAGUAAUAAAAAGUCCCCACUUUCCUGUGUCACCAGAGUCUGUUAAAGUCACUUAGCCUCUGCAGCAAGCUCUGAGUUUGCUGUUAGUUUCCAUUGUCCUAUUAUAUAACCCACAGCUGAUAAAGUGAGAAGAAUAUAUUCUAUUAUAACUACACAUGUAGAUGCAACAUCCAUUUUAUUUUCCGUGAGCAAAACUCUUCUGGGGCGAAUGGUUCAUCAAACAGGAAUGCCUUGUUGCCUCAUCCCUGAGGCACAGCAUGCAGACGGACUCAACAACAACAACAAUCGUGCAUUAGAGGGGGAUGGGAUGUUAUUACCUGAAGCUGCAGGGCAAGACUAACCGCUCUUCCCUAAACCUGCUUCAAUUAUGCCUUUAAAUAUAAGAAACCCCUGCAGUGUAACUCAGAGUUAUUUUAAAUUAGGGUAGGGCUUAUUUAGUUUGGUAAUAGAUCUGGUUUAAGCUAAAGAUCGUGCUGAGGAUUCGAUAAAUUGAUGACAACAGGGUUGCCCUUGCUAAAUAUACAACAUUCAUUUACUAAUGUCCUUUUUCAGACAUUAUCACCCUAUCCUCUCCCGGUCUAAGGCAAGCUCUUUUGCUACAGUGAAAAGAAAAAAAGUUAGCCGGUUGGAUGUCUCACUCCAUCUAGUGGUUCCUCUAUGCCAUAAGGGUUCCUUUAGGAUUCAGAGAUAUAAAAUUACACCGGGCAACUGCACACGAGAAAAAAGGCACUUACUGAGUUAAUAUGGAGAGUGGAGAGAGAGAGAAAGCUGUUGGAUUUGCAAUCUCUCUGCCAUCCUUAGAUGAACACCUGAGAUUCACAGAUCUCUUAAAGCCCAGCGUUUGCCCUCGUGUCCAGCCGUGUUCAUGCACGCUCUCCAUGGCCAGUUCAACAUGGGUCUUUCAUAACGGAACGGGGCUCAGCAGGCAUGGAGCCUCUCAGCCUGCAGGUGCUGGUGGUUGUAACAGGGAGCUUCUUGGGCUUCCAGUGGCUGUUCCACAGAGGUAGCCCUUUGGUGUCUGAGAAGCUCUGCAAAGGCUUCCUGAAGCUCAGCCCUACACAAAGGACGGAGUGGAACUCCAGGGCCGUCUCAACAGUACACGCCUUGGUUGUGGGACUUUUCUGUCUCUACAUAUAUAUCUUUGAUGAACCUAUUCAGAAAGACCCAGUCUGGGGAGAUGCCACACUGGUGAAGCUAAAUGUGGCCGUUACUUCAGGCUACCUUAUCUCAGAUCUCCUGCUCAUGUUUACUUCAUGGGAGUCUAUUGGAGAAAAAUAUUUUGUCAUGCAUCAUUUUGCUGCUCUCUAUGCAUACUACUAUGUCCUGAGUCUAGGCAUAUUGCCUUACUUUGCUAAUUUCCGCCUGCUUUCAGAAUUCUCCACCCCUUUCGUGAACCAGCGUUGGUUUUUUCACAUGCUGGGCUACCACAAACUUUCCAAACCAAGUCUGGUUAAUGGUGUCGCCAUGGCAUUUACAUUCUUCUUGGUGAGGAUCGCAGUCAUUCCAGGCUACUACAGCCAUAUGUACUCGGUCUUUGGUACGGAUGACUUCUACCGGUUACCUCUGGGGGGCCGCGGUGCCUGGGUUAUCUCCAGCGUGUCUUUGGAUGUCAUGAACAUCAUGUGGAUGCGCAGAAUCAUCCGCGGAUGUCUCAAAGUCCUUCGCUCGGCUUGGUCGAGUAAAACGGGAACUAACGUGGAAACCAGAAAGACAGAGUGACAUGGAGAUAAAGACAGAAAAGUGACACAUCAGCACACAAAACUUCCAUCUCCUUCCAUCCGAUGCCAUAUAUGUUUCUGCUGCUGUAAUGCUGUGGCAUCAUAGGUGUGAGAAACCAUUUAUUGUAUUGUAUUAAUAAUGACAGACAUGAUGUCAUCUUCAAAUAUGGGCUCAACUGGAGGAACUCAAUCACAGGCGCUCCUUUGCGUUUUAAGAAAUCAGGUGAUUAGGAGGCAUGAGACUGAUCACACGUACAAUCAGGACGACAGUUGUGGUUGCACUAUUUAUUAUAAAGCUGCUAUUAUGAUCAACCAACUUGCCUUUAUGAAUGCAAUUAACAAAGCAACAGCACAUAUGAACUUCCACAAAAAUACACAGUGUGUGCCUGUAGACCACAAUAAACAAUGUUUUGACUACAAUAUGGAUAGGGUUAUGCAAAUAGAAGACAUGGCCACUAUAAAUGUAGGGGAAAUGUUAAAUGUAUGGGUAAAAGGUCCUGACUUUACAGUUCAGGAGGGCAGGAUAUUAUACUCAAGAAACCAUGCAUGUCUACGUGUAAUUAUUGCAUAUAUGGAGAACACUAUGUAUGGAGAGUAUUAUGUAUGUCUAGAUGGAAAAAACAUAUCAGGUGACACACUGUUAUACAAUAUGUGUUUCUGAAAAUCUAUAACUUGAUGCAGCCGUGUAUAAGCUUUUUGCUUGUAAUUUGUGGUUGGUUGGAUUUGGACUAGUGACAAUAUUAGCCUAUAUAAGCUACAAUAAGAUAAGGCUUUUCAGGUUAUUUAUCGUUAUUUACUUAAUAGUUAUGUACGCUGUUAAAAUCUACAACGAAAAGGUGUAUGAGCUAUUCCAACUGGAAUGUAUUUUUACAAAUUCUGUGAUGUCAAAAUGCUCAUGUGUGUGACCGGAGAAGCGCGUUUCUGUGGCGUUACAAUAAUGUUUUAAUCUGAAUAAACAACUUCGUUUUAAUACGUUACAGUGCACGAGGUUGUAAGAGAACCAUGUGUAACGUUUACUUACAGUUCACUUUUCUGCGUGAAAUACUCGAUUACAAAAGCCAGUCACUUCCCAGUAUGA
Puntigrus tetrazona (Sumatra barb) is the source of this 3963-nucleotide messenger RNA. Its product is annotated as Transmembrane protein 56-B-like. NCBI's taxonomy places the organism in Eukaryota, Metazoa, Chordata, Actinopteri, Cypriniformes, Cyprinidae. The transcript has 7 exons. Gene Ontology annotation, biological process: lipid homeostasis. The record is from RefSeq and is a predicted model, not a curated record. Gene Ontology annotation, cellular component: membrane; endoplasmic reticulum. Bases 2095 to 2886 code for a protein of 263 amino acids.